UUAAGAAACUCAAUGAGGCUAGUUAAUAAUUUAGAAACUACUAACGGAAAAAAUGUAGAUAUCKUACAUUACCUACAUCUAUGUACUUUGGAUAUAAUAUACGAUGGCUUGUUAGGCAACGAUUUAGAUUUGCAGAAUAAUCCGGAAUGCAAACUUAAUGAAUAUAUAACAGAAUCGAUGGAAAAAGUUAUGAAAAGGGCUUUCCAAUUUUGGUUACAUCCAGAUAUUAUAUUUCGCAAUUCAUAUUCAGGAAAAAGACUAAAAAAACUGACUUCACGCAUUGAUAAGAUUACGAGCGAGAUUAUAAGGAAAAAAAAAGCAUCGAUGGAAGUUAAUAAAGUUACUGAAGAAUUGCAACAGUUAGAUGCAAAUGAAGGAAAAAACACGAGUAUAUUUCUAGACCUAUUAUUCAAAUCAUUUUACGAAACAGGAGAAUAUUCGGAGGAAGAUAUUCGUGAUGAAAUUCAUACAUUUAUUUUUACAGUAAGUUGA
This is a messenger RNA of Polistes canadensis, 492 nucleotides long. RefSeq names its product cytochrome P450 4C1-like. NCBI's taxonomy places the organism in Eukaryota, Metazoa, Arthropoda, Insecta, Hymenoptera, Vespidae. The record is from RefSeq and is a predicted model, not a curated record. The transcript is spliced from 5 exons. Gene Ontology annotation, molecular function: monooxygenase activity; heme binding; oxidoreductase activity, acting on paired donors, with incorporation or reduction of molecular oxygen. Bases 13 to 492 code for a protein of 159 amino acids.